Messenger RNA from Orycteropus afer afer, 1476 nucleotides. It is a transcript of the gene WIPF3, whose product is annotated as WAS/WASL interacting protein family member 3. Lineage: Eukaryota; Metazoa; Chordata; Mammalia; Tubulidentata; Orycteropodidae. Gene Ontology annotation, cellular component: early endosome; recycling endosome; WASH complex. Gene Ontology annotation, biological process: endocytic recycling; exocytosis; Arp2/3 complex-mediated actin nucleation. The record is from RefSeq and is a predicted model, not a curated record. Gene Ontology annotation, molecular function: alpha-tubulin binding; actin binding; gamma-tubulin binding.
AUGAACUCCAGAGGCGCGCUCCGCAUCUGGGACCCGCCUUCCGGGUUCCAGAGCGACCCCGCCCGCCUGGGACACGUCCCUGAGCUCGAGGCCGUGGCGGAGGCUCCCUGGCAAGAGCCCGCAGAGCAGGUGGGGGCGGCGGCCCCGCCUCCACGUCCCGGCAGCACCAGAGCUGGCGGCCGAGGAGCGAGCGGGGCGCACCGAGCGCAGCACAGAGCGCAGCGCGGCGGUAGCGGCGCCACCUCCAGCACGGGCGCUGCGGGACGGAGCCCCAAGCUGGAGCCGGGAGGCAGCGGCGGCGAGGACCUAGUCUACAGCCCUAGUCUGGUUCGGCCCCCAAUCGCGGGCUCGACCCUCCCAGUCCGGUCCGGCCCGGCCAGCUGCAGCUGCCUGGGCCGAGCCGAACGGGACCGCGAAGGGAACGAGGUCACCGCGCGGUUGCCCAGUGACUUCCCCGGACGCGACUCUCCAGUAAGCACAGACAUUUCCAGCUUGAGAAAGGCAGAUCCAAAAGGUCGGAGUGCAUUGUUGGCUGAUAUCCAGCAAGGAACUCGCCUACGAAAAGUCACACAGAUCAAUGACCGCAGUGCCCCACAAAUCGAGAAUUCUAAGGGAACCAACAAAGAAGGAGGAGGGUCUGCAAACUCCAGAGGUGGGAGCACACCCCCAGCCUUGGGAGAUCUGUUUGCUGGGGGCUUUCCUGUGUUACGACCAGCAGGCCAAAGGGAUGCAGCAGUAAAGCCUCAGCUAACCCCCUUGCACCUGCCACCCAUCCCACCCCCACUCCCCCUUCUCCCACCCUGUGGGUAUCCUGGGCUCAAUGCAGAUGCUGGGAGCCCCACCCAAGAUGUGCGGGAGCCCCCAGCUCCUCCAGCUCCUCCACCCCCACCACCCCUGCCAUCCCCACACCCCAUUUAUGCCUCAUGCUCCCCUAGGUCUUCUGUGCCCACACCCCCUUUGCCAGGUGCAAAUAACAGCAGUGAUGUACCACCCCCGCUACCCCCCAAGUCCCCCAGCUUCCAGGCCCAGCCCCAGAAGCCCAGUGUGCAGGCCUUGCCCACACCGCCAGCCCCGCCAGGACCUCAGUUCCUGCAGAAGAAGAGACAUGGCCGAGGCCCAGGGACUAGUGGGGGAAAGCUAAAUCCACCCCCAGCUCCCCCUGCAAGAUCACCCACCACAGAGCUUUCAAGCAAGAGCCAGCAGGCCCCAGCCUGGAUCCCGACCCAGCAACCAGGAGGUCAGCUGAGAAAUGGAAACCUGCACAUCAUGGAUGACUUUGAGUCUAAAUUCACGUUCCAUUCUGAGGAAGACUUUCCUCCUCCAGAUGAAUAUAAACCAUGCCAGAAGAUUUACCCCAGCAAGAUCCCCAGAAGCCGUACACCUGGUCCCUGGCUCCAGACUGAGACAGGAGGGCAGGGCUCCGAUGACAUCAAAGGCAGAAAUUCUCAGUUUGAUCCCUUCAGCAAAAGCCCAUAA